GAGAGAGAGAGAGAGAGAGAGAGAUAAAAGACAGUGCGAUCGCAGGCUCUCCAGUUUAAUGAUUAAUUUUCGUAACUGCAGCUUUAUGUUUUUCAUGAAAGGUGUGAAUUAAAGGUCAAUUUGAAGAAAGAGUAAAGAGAGAGAGAGGCAGAGAGAUAGAGAGAGUGAGAGAGUGAAGUUCUUCCAUCUUUCUAACACGCAUGUAUCAUGGCUUUAAUCCAGACGUUUCUGAAGCUGCGAGGGUCUGUGAGGUCUGCGUCCCGUGCCUGGGGUUGUGUCCCCGUGCUGGUUGGAAGGAAAAGAUGCCAGCACACAGCGGCUCAGGAUACGUGUAACUGGCAGCUGUUAGACGACUGCUUCGAGCUCCGUUACGGUGGUCAUGUAAUGCACUUCAACUACGUGUGGCUGAGGGAUCACUGUCGCUCGGCCUCGUGCUACAACUCCAAAACCAACCAGCGUAACCUGGACACCGGCGGCAUUGACCUCAACAUCCGACCCACGAAGACCCGAGUGGACGAGGAGAAUCUCUUCCUUACAUGGCCUGAUGGUCACAUUACACGGUACAACCUAGAGUGGUUGGCAAAGAACAGCUACGAGGGCCAGAAAUGGAGUGCUAUGCAACCGCGCAUCCUGUGGAACACAGAGAUUUACUCCAAUGCCAAGGUGCCUUCAGCCAGCUGGGAAAAGUUUAUGAGCUGUGAUGAAGAGCUGAAGACAUUUCUGAACAACUUCUUACUGUACGGUAUCGCGUUUGUAGAGGACGUUCCGGCCACGAUCGACGCGACCGAAACAGUGACCAAAAGAGUUAGCAUUAUCAGAGAGACGAUAUACGGCCGAAUGUGGAGUUUCACCUCGGAUUUUUCCCGUGGUGACACAGCGUACACGAAGCUGGCCCUGGACCGCCACACAGACACAUCUUACUUCCAAGAGCCUUGUGGGAUUCAGGUGUUCCACUGUCUGAGACACGAGGGAACCGCCGGCAGGACUCUGUUAGUGGACGGCUUCUACUCAGCCAACAAAGUGCUCGAGCAAUCUCCUGAAAACUUCGAGCUCCUCUCACGCGUCCCCAUCAAACACGAGUUCAUCGAGAACCUCGGUAACCAUAGCAACCACAUGAUCGGCAUCGGCCCCGUUCUCAGCGUCUACCCCUGGAACAACGAAGUCUACAUGAUCAGGUACAACAACUAUGACCGUGCGGUGAUCAACACAGUUCCUCACAACAUGGUUCAGCGCUGGUACGUGGCACACAGACAGCUCACUGAUGAGCUCAGGAAACCCGAGAACGAGCUGUGGGUCAAACUCAAACCAGGCAAGGUUCUCUUUAUCGAUAACUGGCGAGUGCUGCACGGUCGAGAAUCCUUCACAGGACUCCGUCAGCUCUGCGGAGGCUAUUUGACCAGAGAUGACGUGCUCAACACAGCUCGCUCGCUGGGCCUUCUGGUUUGAUCAUCUGCUCAACACCAAAGAAGAAGCUUAAUCAGUGUAGACUAGCAAAAAACACUGAACUGCAGCAUUAACGAAAUCUGUGAAUGUCAGAAGUUCACACCCACAGCCUUUAAGGGUCCUUAUCACCUCAACAAGGAAUCGUUCAUAUGGUUCUGUCAGUUUAAUGAAAGAUACCUUAGAAGACGACACACAGGGAAAUGAAGCUCGUUGGUACGAGAAACAAAAAUUCUAGCACUUUGACAACGAUGAUAUUCGGUGAUCAUGGUAAUGCUUUUAAAUGUAAAUGUUAACGUUUUGAUGUGGAAAGGGUUGAACCCACACAACAUGGUUUAUGUGCAUGUAUUGUAGCCUUUUAUGAAGAUUAUGGAACCUGCAAACUCAUGUAGUACGCUGUCAUAAUGUCGGCAAAAUUGUGCGAAGAGAUCGUUUUAAAAAUGCUGUCAAAAAGAAAAUACUGGAAUUUACUGUGAGGAGAACAGACGUACAUUUACUGUAAGAUGUUCCAGUCAUCAAGCUUCCAGGAAAACAGACAGCUGUUAUUAUUUUACUUAAAACUGAUAUAUACAUAAUUAUUUUUAAAAAAAUUACAGUAACUUUUCAGUAAUAGAUCAUUGUUAUUGUAAGAUCAUAUUUAAAGUGCAGUAUUUAAGGCAUCAUGAAGUAAUACUGUUGUUUUAAUUUUAGUAGCUAUUUUUGUAAUUAUUAUUAUUAUUAUUAUUAUUAUUAUGUCUGAUGGAUUUGAAUUUAUAUAUCUACCAAACAAAU
Hemibagrus wyckioides is the source of this 2211-nucleotide messenger RNA. It is a transcript of the gene tmlhe, whose product is annotated as trimethyllysine hydroxylase, epsilon. Bases 208 to 1446 code for a protein of 412 amino acids. The transcript has 8 exons. Gene Ontology annotation, cellular component: mitochondrion. Lineage: Eukaryota; Metazoa; Chordata; Actinopteri; Siluriformes; Bagridae. Gene Ontology annotation, biological process: carnitine biosynthetic process. The record is from RefSeq and is a predicted model, not a curated record. Gene Ontology annotation, molecular function: trimethyllysine dioxygenase activity; iron ion binding.